GCAGGCAACCGUCUUCCUGUCCCCCCGGGCAGGUUCGGUGUCGUUCCUGGGGCUGUACCUCGUGUUCGGCUAUGGCGCCUCGCUGCUCUGCAACCUCAUUGGCUUCGCCUACCCCGCCUACGUCUCCAUCAAAGCCAUCGAGAGCUCCAGCAAGGAGGACGACACCAUGUGGCUGACCUACUGGGUGGUGUACGGCGUCUUCAGCAUAGCCGAGUUCUUCUCCGACAUCUUCCUCUACUGGUUCCCCUUUUACUACGCUGGGAAGUGCCUGUUCCUGCUGUGGUGCAUGGCUCCCGUGUCCUGGAACGGGUCGCAGGUGCUUUACCGCAGCGUCAUCCGGCCCUGCUUCCUCAGGCACCACCAGACCGUGGACAACGUGCUGGGCAACCUCGGCACCAAAGCCCUGGAUGCCGCUUCCGUCGUCGCCCGAGAAG
Apaloderma vittatum (bar-tailed trogon) is the source of this 434-nucleotide messenger RNA. RefSeq names its product receptor accessory protein 6 (gene REEP6). The transcript has 3 exons. The annotation marks the transcript as partial. The record is from RefSeq and is a predicted model, not a curated record. Lineage: Eukaryota; Metazoa; Chordata; Aves; Trogoniformes; Trogonidae.